This is a messenger RNA of Owenia fusiformis, 3738 nucleotides long. NCBI's taxonomy places the organism in Eukaryota, Metazoa, Annelida, Polychaeta, Sabellida, Oweniidae. The record is from the annotation of a GenBank genome assembly.
CUCAGAAAUCUCGUGCUGUUACAAAUACCAAUCCCUUGUCAAAUAUAAAAAAGACGGGAAAGAGCAUAAAAAGUAAAUCAAAAUGUGUUAAAAACUUCAUUUAGACUCUACACACAACUGGCGUUUAGGAACCUCAAAACUAGGAUUAACAUUUUGGAGAUUAAUAAACAGACUUAAUAAACAAAACAGUGAAAUUAUAAGCAGUUAUGAACGAAGUGAUCAAAAAGGACCACUAUAUCAAAACACCUUGAAGGCUCGAAUGUUUAGUAAGGUGUGUCUCAAGUUGUUCAAACAUUUGCGCAUAGUUACUUCGCGUACAGUUACGCCAUCAUAAAUAGAUAAUGAUAUUUAUAAGUACAAGAUUACGUUAAAAUCAACUAGAAACUCUACAUACAAAGAAACGAUUCAACAAGGAAUACUUUACGGAUAUUUUGUAAUUUGACACCGACGAUACAACGGAGUAAAACACAUUGUGACAUUCUAUUGAAAAGCACUUAGACGAUUUGUUUGUCAGUCAUUUAGGCAAUACAAAAAGUAUUUGGCUUUAAUCCUAUACAUUCCAUCAAAGAGAAUGUAACAUUACCGGAGUGUUAUUCGGUCCUCGAAUUCUACAAAGGUCUCGUUCAUGCCUUGCGACAAACUGUACACGUACACGUGGAUAUUUUGAGUUUAGGUUCACGAAGGACUUAUAAAUUGGAAACGUUUGCCCGGAAAUGCUUACAAUAUACGAGUAAAUGAUAUUUACAACUUCAUAGACAAGAAACUAUUUGCAUAACUCGAGGGGAAAGGUUGAGUCUACAAAUCUGGACGUCAUGACUAAAACUACACAGUUCGCACAUAUGUCCUUAGCGACAAUUUCUGGAUGUUUCAAUGGCGUUGUAACUGAAUAAGGUGGUGUACGUUCCCAUUAAACCACGAUGGGGACGUUAUAUUCACUUAACCAUCCAACCCAGAUAUGAAGAGCAACGACCAAGUACUCAAAAUGCAGAAUAUAAGGGGAAUUAUGGCUGCCAAAACCCUGCUGAGGCGCAGGGAGGCUCGCAGGCAAGGGUUAUACCCAAAGAAAGAAAAAGUCGCAAUAAACGUCGGUGGUAAGCUGUUUGAAACAUACAGAGAUACGCUGAAAAAGAUCCCUGACACAAGACUCGCCAGUUUGAAUCAAAUGGACGAAGGGUAUGAAUCUGAAAAGGGGAUCUAUUUCUUUGACAGGAAUCCGGAACUAUUUCCUUCCAUUCUGGAUUACUACAGAACAGGGGAGCUUCAUUUUCCACCCAACCAGUGUGGCAGAGUUGUGAAGAACGAGUUGGAGUAUUGGGGAAUUGAUGACAACCUCAUCUCCAGAUGCUGCUGGCGAAGAUAUCAGGAAUACAAAGAAGAGAUAGAGAAGAUGGACAUUAUAGAGAAGGCAUUCAACUGGAGCAGUGGGAUGGAGCCGGAUGAAGACAACUCUUCUGUCACAAUAACACCAUGGUGGACAAUACGUCACAAGAUAUGGGUCUUCCUAGAGGACCCUAAUUCCUCUACAACUGCAAAGCUGUGGGCCUUCCUCAUGUACAUUUUCAUCAUUGCAUCAGUGGUUCUGGCCUGCUUAGAUACCGAGCCAUUUUUCCGUGUAGACGCUGUAACCCCUGGUAACAUCACUGGAAUUAACAACACAAGACAUAUCAUGUUUGCUACCACCGAUACACAUUCGGCUAUCGUUGUCGCAGAUAUACUCAUGAAUGCCUUCUUUACAGUGGAAGUGAUAUUAAAAAUGGUUACCACGCCAUCUGUACGAAUAUUUCUACGCAUGUUAACAAGCAUCAAUGAUAUUAUAAAUAUAAUAUGCACGUGGGUGAUUUGGAUUAUUUUCUUUACAAUCGGAAAAAAUCACAAUACUACUAUUCAGGAUAUUGUUUUCUUCCUCUCCAUGCUUCGGGUCUUGCGAGUAUUUAGGAUGCUCAACUUGGCUAAACAAUACAGGGCUCUGCACGUGCUAUUAUUGGCUAUCAGAUCGAGUUUUAAGGAACUUUUUCUUCUUAUCGCUUUAAUUUCUAUGGGCAUGGUCGUUUUUGCUUGUUUGAUGUAUUACAUUGAAAUCAACUAUGAAACCAGUGAUUUUAUAUCAAUUCCCUUUGGGUUUUGGUGGAGUAUUAUUACCAUGACAACAGUUGGAUAUGGGGAUGUGCAUCCCCAAACUCCAUUAGGAUACAUGGUAGGAGCUGUUUGUGCCAUAUGCGGACUUAUAUGUACAGGACUUCCGAUACCAAUUAUCGGCCAUAAAUUCAACCAAUAUUACCAAUGUGCUCAUUUGGAGCAAUCUUUGAAGACGCAACAGAAAAAGGGAAACUAUAGAGAAUAUGUGGAUUCUUCUGACGACAUGUUCUCUUCUACCGGGAGUCUGAGUCUUCCUCAGAUAAUACAAGUGGCGCCACCACCUAAUAAACGGAAGCGCUCCAAGAGUUCAGGAUCUUUAGCAAAAAAAGUUCAUUUAAAACCUAGGAAAUAUUCAGCGUCCGCAGGCGAGAAUUCAACAUUGCAGGUUUCAAAAGGUAUCAAAAGGGCCAAUAUGCCCCUUAUAUCAAUAGUAAACUCUAGUUUCGAAUCAUUACGGGACCAAGAAACUCGCCAAGGGGCACUGAGUAGAGCGUCUGAAGUUACAGAAACAACUUUGAUUAAUUUUAAGGAUUCACCAUCUAAGAAGAAACAAGUUUCCACGGAUAAAGACAAGAACGACACGUUAGAUGCCAAUGAAAAUGCAAUAAAAAAAUUUGUGGGGACUGGUUCCCCUAAAAAUCUUAAAGGAAACCAGGUGAAAAAAACUAUUGGUUUGGUGAAAGACAAAAUCUUGUCAAAGAGUACGAAUCGUUUAAGGAAAAUCAGUAAUGGCUCAAGAGGAAGUAGAAAAAUAACACCACCUAGUCCUAGAAAUAACAAAAUAUCUAGUGAACUUCUCGUUAACAAUUCACCUUCUUCGAUAAAAUCACAACCCAACGGACCUAAUUCCUCCAGCGGGACAUCACACAAGCCAAUAUCUAGGAGUGAUUCGGCCGGAUAUGUAUCAGGCGGCGAUGAUGCUAGUGUGCUCACACAAAAUGCUCAAAAUUCUUCGAAUGAAUUAUUCCCUCCAAAAACUCUACACAAUGAUGAGAGGAUGGAUUCUGCACUGAAAAAACCUAACAUAGAACUUAAGUCAUGGAAUGUUAUUAGAACUGAUUCACCAGUUCCAAUGUCUACAAAAAGUAGUCCCUGCAGUUCUCGAAGUAGUUCAAUCUCGUUGGUUUCCAGUCACGUGGUCUGCAACGAAUCUGAAGAAGUUCCUAAACUUGUCGUGAAUUCGAUGUCUGCUCAAAACGCAUAAUCUUCGAUGGACAUUGAGUCGUCGUUAAAUUUGCCAACCAUGCUAUGCACUGCAUGAAAAUGUACAAUUAUGUAAAUGUCGACCAAAAAUUAAGAUAAAUUUCCUAUAUAUAAUAUCGAUGAAAAACAAAUUCAUAAGAUUUUGUCAAUUGAUUUCAAUUUUUUGUAUGGUCCAAGGAUAGAGAUUACAGAAUGAUUAUGUGUGUUGACUUUUGUAUGAUGUUUCAUUUACUUGUUAUAUGACUGUUAUCGUAGUAUUUCCAUUGCGCGUGGAUGCUAUACAAUGAAGUUAUCUUAUUUGAUGAGAGUUACAUGUAUCAAAAACAGAAAACGACCCAAUAACAAAAUCAGGGUUAAAUUGAAACAUUUUGUUAUAUCAUAUAAAAAGAUUAUAUCUAU